UAUAUACUGAGUACAUGUUUAUUUGCGUGGACGCCAAGCUUGUUUGUGAGUUGAGGGAAAGGGCAAAAGUGAUAUAUCGUAAAUGAUGAGGGGCAAAAUUGUCGAAUCGUGUUGAGUCUCAUAACAGAAUCGCCAUCUGGAAUUCGUUUCUUUCCCGCGCUGAAUUGGUUACAGAGAUGGUUCCAUAUUUGUCAGAGUAACUGCUCGCAACUAUAUCAGUCUUUCUAUUCUCACGUUCACUUCACGCACUCUCUCGUUUCCUCUCUCUACAGCUGAAUAUUCUAAGAAACCGCCAUGGCCACCGCUCUGCAAGUGGAGGAGAUCAUCCUCCUCCUCCUUCUCGUCUUCCGUUUCACCUCUGCAACUACCUUAACCACGGCCACCACGGCCUCCGUCUCUGGCUUGCCUCCGUCGUUUCCGCCGCCGGUAGUGCAGUCUCCUAAUCGCACUGAUGAGGCUUACACGCCUCCUCUGGUCGCCACCGUUCUCUUCACUCUAGGCUUCCACGAGCUGUCUACGGCCGCCGUCAGUGCGAAUAUCUCCGCUACAAGUCCGAUCACUAUAUUUGCUCCUGCGGAUUCAUCGCUUGCUACUUGUCCUACGUGCUCUCUCUCACUGCUCCUACAGGAGCACUCUGUUCCAGGACUGUAUCCGCUCCACUUCCUGCGCAAGUUAGCCUCCGCCACUAAAAUCCCAACGCUAGCCAAAAAUCGCUGCCUCACUGUCACGACCACCGUCGGAGUGGCGCGGGAUCAGGAUCCGGGGAAGGUGUUCGUCAACGGUGCCGAGAUCGUUCAGCCGGACAUCUUCCACAACUCCGUCAUGGUGAUUCACGGCGUCGAAGGCUUUCUCACUCACCUCUCGACGAAGUCGUGCAACAUGGAGGAGAUGACUACUAUGUCGUUCCCGCCUCAACCGCUUGGUUCUACAACAGGAACAAUGAUGAUAUCUAUCAUGCGCCUUAUGCAAAAUGACGCCAUCCUCCGGCUGGAGAGCAUCGGUUACAGAAUCGUCGCAUUGGCGAUGAAAGUGAAGUACGCCGAGAUUUCCAAGCUCAAGACCAUGACUGUGUUCGCUAUUGAUGAUGCCAACCUCCUCGCCGGUAACGGUUUGUUGUAUCUCUCUAAUUUUCAUUUUCAUGUUGUUCCGAACAAGAGGAUCCUUGCACCGGAGCUGGUGAGUUUGCCGGCUAAGACCGUGUUGCCUACCAUGGAUGGUGAGCACAAGCUAGUGGUGACCACUACAGGCGGCGGAGGGGCACUGUCUCCGUUGAGGAUAAACUAUGUCAAGAUCACGUCUCUUAAUCUGCUGCACAACAGCAGGAUCGUCGUCCAUCAAGUGUCUGCGCCAUUCCCCCAUAUGAUUGAUCAGACGGCUCAGGACAGCAUUCUGCAUACUGAUAAAUCACAAUGUGAUUUUAAUUCGACUGAUGGGACGUGCAACAUCGAUCAUGCUGUGAAUGCUCCUUUGUUUCCGGCGGAUUCUGAACGCCAUUAUGGUCUCUGAACUUUACAUACGUUUAGAAUACCUGUGAGUCACUCUAACUUUCUGUGAUUGUACCUUCACGUCCACAGUUAUGAACGGAAAGCUUCCAGGAUUGAUUUGAAUAAUACGCUUUCAAAUAUUCACAAAACUUCAGAGUUCUUUUCUCAGUAUUAGAUUAGUUCCGUGAAAUUCACGUUUCACUGUUUCGGCCAACAUUACCGUGGAUCAAAGAAAUUCUGGCUUUAUUUAGAACUUUGAUGGAAAUAGAAUUCAGUUGCAAA
Ipomoea nil (Japanese morning glory) is the source of this 1766-nucleotide messenger RNA. Its product is annotated as fasciclin-like arabinogalactan protein 21. NCBI's taxonomy places the organism in Eukaryota, Viridiplantae, Streptophyta, Magnoliopsida, Solanales, Convolvulaceae. The transcript has a single exon. The coding region runs from base 295 to 1506 and encodes 403 amino acids. The record is from RefSeq and is a predicted model, not a curated record.